UUUCAUAUCUGAGGAGGAACGUGUUGACGGUUUCCCCAAGCCCAGAAGAAAAGACGUCAUAAUGAAGCAGUCUGUGUUCCUGAUGUGUCUGUUGGCCACAACCUUUGCUGCCCCUGUACCAGACAGUGAAAGCAGUGAGCAGGUUUCGGCUCAUGCUAAUGAGGCCCUGAGGUUGAUGGAGAUAUACCGGCUCUACCAGCAGUCGGGAUUAGCUGGAAACCCUUUCGUUCCUGCAGCCAACGCUCCUUCUCGCCCGGUCGUUUCAGCAGUGGUGGCUCCGGCUCCUCUUCAAGCAGAAGAAGUUUCAGAUGAGGAGACGGAGGAUGGAGACUCUAAAGCUGCAGCCCCCGCUGCUCCCGGGGCUCCCUUGAACUCAGACGAGGAAGAGGAGGUUGAAGAGGUGGAGGCGGCAGAGGCUGAGCCAGCUGUGGUGGAAGCAGCACCAGCAGAACCUACAGUGGGCCCUGCAGCAGAACCUGGAGUGGCUCUGGAGCCAGCUGUGGUCGACGUCCCUGCAGAUGUCGCACCAGUAGAUGGCGCUGCUGUGAACGUGCCUCCUGUUGACAUUGUGCCUGUUGACAGCGCCACCUCUGCCCCUGAAGUGGCUGCUGAUGUAGCCAGCCCUGCUGCAGAUGCUGGUGCAGUCAUAACAGGAGGGGCCGACAUUCCUGCCCUGUAGUUUGUUCUUACCAGACCCUCCAGUACUCCUCAGUCUGCAAGAAAUUAAAGUUUAAUACAUCCAUUGGUCAUGUAAUUGUGGCCAACAUUAGAUGAAACGAAAGCCACAGCAAAAAAUAAUCAAGUAAAUGUGCAUGUUUACAGAUUAUAAUUGAUUACCUUGUCCUCAAUAGUAGGAUUUUUCCCCCACAUUUUUUUUACUGGAAUGUCUUGACUAAUUUGUUGUUUUUAUAGCUUUUUGUUUUUGUAAUAUAAGCCAAUAUGCCAAGAUAUUGAAUAACCAUGUGAAUGUAAUCAUACCUGUGAGA
Molecule: messenger RNA, 986 nt
Organism: Nematolebias whitei (Rio pearlfish)
Lineage: Eukaryota; Metazoa; Chordata; Actinopteri; Cyprinodontiformes; Rivulidae
Gene: enam
Product: enamelin
Exons: 8
Coding region: 62-679 (205 amino acids)
Source: RefSeq, a predicted model, not a curated record